Hyposmocoma kahamanoa is the source of this 1485-nucleotide messenger RNA. RefSeq names its product protein YIPF6 (gene Yipf6). Gene Ontology annotation, cellular component: trans-Golgi network; membrane. The transcript has 7 exons. The record is from RefSeq and is a predicted model, not a curated record. The coding region runs from base 104 to 781 and encodes 225 amino acids. Gene Ontology annotation, biological process: endoplasmic reticulum to Golgi vesicle-mediated transport. NCBI's taxonomy places the organism in Eukaryota, Metazoa, Arthropoda, Insecta, Lepidoptera, Cosmopterigidae.
AGCGCUCAUAAAACAAAACGUCAAAUUUCUAGGGUGCGCUUGAUGUGUUGGAAUUUAUUUACUUGGGCCUAAUUACUAAAUAUAUUGAUUAACAUAUUCGGAAAUGACGAGUUUCGACGUUAAAUAUGAUAUGUAUCCUGCCGGGGAUGUAGGAGUAGGAAUGGUGGAGGGUGAAAUGAAUAUACCUGGGUCAGCAGCUCAAAACAGCGUGGAGUUUAACACACUGGAUGAACCUAUUAAAGAAACAUUUCUCCGUGACCUCAGAGCGGUGGGCAACAAAUUUUUCCAUGUUCUCAUCCCUAGAGAGAAAACUAGUCUCUUAAAGGAAUGGGACCUUUGGGGCCCGCUUCUACUCUGCACAUUGAUGGCGACCAUCUUGCAGGGCUCAGCGGAACGGGCAGAUAAUUCCAACGACGGCGGUCCCGAGUUUGCAGAAGUAUUUGUGUUGGUCUGGAUCGGAGCCACUGUUGUUACAUUCAAUUCUAAAUUGCUGGGUGGUAACAUCUCAUUCUUCCAGUCAGUAUGCGUGCUGGGUUACUGCCUGCUGCCUAUCGCGAUGGCGCUGAUAGUAUGUCGUAUCAUCUUAUUCAGUACGCAAAGCACGUUCCUCUUCUUCCUCCGGCUUGUCAUUUCUAUAGUCGGUUACGUUUGGGCUACUUUCGCUGCUACAAAGUUCCUCGGGGACAGUCAACCGGAAGGCAAGAAAGCAUUGGCUGUGUAUCCAAUAUGCCUCUUCUACUUUAUCUUAUCUUGGCUAGUCGUCUCUCAUAGUAAUGUGUAAAGUGUACAUUAGUGAUGUGAUAUGGACUGUUAGAGAUAAUUUGUGAAUAUAGUAAGUGAGUUUACAUUUAAUGUAUUAAGAUGUGUUUGCUUUAGACAGUUUGUGAAGAGUACAAAUUGUGCUAGUGCAAGAAGUGUUCCAGUAAUGGCACUAGGGUGAGAAGGGGUUGUAUAGCUGUAUAUAAACAGAAGGAAACAUGCUUUUGACUUUGAAGAAACAACUUGUAAAAUCCUGUGACGUUGGCGAAAUCGUCGCGCAAAACGACGGAGCCAUAGAUACAAAAGUUGAAGUUAAAAGCAAAAAACUGCACUACAAAGAAUUAAUGCAUAAAAUAUAGGCAGUUACGCGCUGGCUUAUGGUGAGAAUAGUCAAAGAGCAACAUCUGAAUUCAUAUAGAGUAUUAUGCGAGAGAAUGGUGCCAGUAAAAGCAUUUAAAAAUAGUCCGUAAGUCUUAAGCAAACACACGCUUUACAAUUUUGAUUAAUAAUUAUAUUUAUUAUGACUAGAGCGGGUGCUCUGGUCCGUCGUAUAUUCGCUAUUGUUUAAUUAAUUGCGUUAUAAUAUAGCACAAUGUGCAUUAUUAACAUUCCAGAUGAUUCGCUAAAGGUUGACAACUUAGUAGAGAAUUUUUAUGUUUUGUAAGCUUUUCGGAGACAGGUCAUUUGUAUAUGUGUAGUGAUAUGGGAAGAAUUCUUUGCUAAGUU